This is a messenger RNA of Symbiodinium sp. CCMP2456, 408 nucleotides long. The record is from the annotation of a GenBank genome assembly. Lineage: Eukaryota; Dinophyceae; Suessiales; Symbiodiniaceae.
AUGAAUGUGAAUGUGGUGUCGACGGAAGGGCCCAAAGCAUGCUGCGAGCAGAUCGCCGCCAAGCAUCCGGAGGCUGCCAGGCUAGUGGCGGACCUGACAGGUAGCCCAGGCCAGCUCCGCCGAGUCUUCCAGGAGACGGUCCGCAUGCACUUGAAGGCAGAACGGACCGAGGAGUACAAGGCUGCAGAGGUGGACGGCAGCGUGCUCAUCAAAUACUUAUGCCUGGUGAGCGAUUUCUUGCUGGACGAGACUUCUGCCGAAUUGAGGCAAUCGGCGCUUGGCAAGGCUCUCCAUGGAGUGGCGCUGGCUAGGCAGAAGGCCCGGAAAGACUCCAUCCUCGCAGCUGCGUCGCCCAGCCGCUGCGUCGCGGCUGCGGCAACUGCGGUGCCUGCGGCGACUGAGCAUUAG